This is a messenger RNA of Saccharomyces eubayanus, 1314 nucleotides long. RefSeq names its product Kar1p (gene KAR1). The record is from RefSeq and is a predicted model, not a curated record. NCBI's taxonomy places the organism in Eukaryota, Fungi, Ascomycota, Saccharomycetes, Saccharomycetales, Saccharomycetaceae. Bases 1 to 1314 code for a protein of 437 amino acids. The transcript has a single exon.
AUGAAUGUAACUUCUCCAAAAGACGAGAGUCAUAGAUUCUCUAAGAAAAAAAGAUUAAGUACGAGUGGAUCACGAUUCCACAAACUGAAUGGGCAUUCACAAGAUAUAAGCACAUCCGAAGACCGCGAUUCAAUUGUUUCAAGUAACAYAACUUCAAUAAUGACUGAUGAUGUGUCCGACUACGAUGGUGGCGGAAAAUCGCAUACCAAUAAUUCAGAUUCCGAUAGUGACGGGAACAACCAUACCUUAAAAGAGCAAACCCGUAACAAAAGGGGCAGUGACCACAAUCCUUUUCACAGUGGCUCUGGUAUUUACCAACGGUAUACGCAAUUCACCAAAAAAAGAGAAUUUCAACCAACGUUUGCAGAAAACGAAAACGUGAGGCACCUGCCGAAUGAUGACCAUGCAAAGAGUGAUGAAGACGAUAAUAUCGAAAACGAACUUCAAUUUACACCAAGGAUCAAAGAACCCAGUAUACUCCGAUCAAGUUUGUUAAAACAAAGAAACGAAUCGUAUACGCAUAAUCCCGUACCGAAUGAACCGAAGAUUAAAUUUAAACCAACCGCCAAUAACAAAAGCACCUCACAGAGAAAAUCCAGUGCAGUGCUCCGUAAACAGCUGGGGAAACCAUUGCCGUUGCCUUAUUUGAACGGUUCCAGUGGCAUUACAACGUCUGCGUUGCAUAGAGACGAAGAAUCAUUUACAGACGAAGUAGUUCAGAAGAAAAAAGAACUGAUAGCAUCCAAAUGGCACAGACUCCUCUUACAUGACAAAAAAAUGGUGGAAAAGAAGCUGGAGGGGUUGCGAGAGUAUGAACGAAAAAGAAUACCGACACAGGGGAGUGGUGUGUCUAAUCGUUACCAAGACAAUUCGUUCAAAGUAUCGACGCCAACAAAGUCAUAUAUGUCUUUGAAUAGCACCUCGCUACCCCAUAUCACUGAUAUAGAGACCCCCAUUAAUAUCUUCGAGGAUGAAGGUAAAAUGGAAGCAAAUAAAAAUGUUUUACACUUUCAAGAGCAAGGGCAGCUGACUUCGUUUCAGAAAUUACAGUCUGAGAUUGAAACAAACACAAGGAAACUUGAUAUGAUUAUAGAUUUGUUGAAGGACGAUACAGUCGGAAGGGAGGAAAAAAAAGUGGCGGAUCACGGCAAUGUAACUUUGGGACCGGAAAGUGACAAAGGGUGGUGGGAUAGCAUGAUGAUGAUGUGUAAAGAACUAAGAAAUAUUAUCAAAAAAUACAAGGAAUAUUUCCUAUGGACAAUCUGUAUUUUAAUUUUGUUGUACUGCAACAUAUAUGUGUAUUAUAAAUUCUAA